GAAACCUUCACUCCAUUUCCUCUGCUCUCUCUUCUUUUCCAUCUUCAAAUGAAGCUAGGGUUUCUGUUUUAUUUAAUCAAUUUUUUUAAAAAAAAUAAAUUUUGAGAGAGCUUUUCAUUAACACUGUUAAAUUUAAUGGAGGAGACGAUUUCCUCUAAGUUGAAACUCAGCGAGUUAAGUAGACAAAACUUUCGCCAAACAAUCAAUCAGCUUCAUGAUCGCGCUUCUUCUAUUCUCUUGCUCACUGUUCAAUAUAAGGAAAUAGAGGGUCACUUUAAUUCUACUCAGAGUAGCAUCGAAGAACGUGCCAAAGAGCUCCGUUCAAUCGACGAGUCAGUUGGACAAAAUUUGGAAGAAGUUAAAAAGAGAGAGGAAAAUUUGGAGUUAGUUAAAGAAUCUGUAAAUGUUACAUUUAGAGAGAUUGAGGAGAGAGAAAAGGAGCUGGAGUUGAUUCAAAAGAAAGAGAUUCAAGAAAGGAAGAGAGAGAUUGAUUGGAUUGAGAAGAAAGGUGAGGAGGUUAGUGAAAGAUUGAAAGAGAUUGAUGCAAAAGAGAAACUAUGCCAACGGAUUUUAAAUGAAUUGGAAGAGAAAGAGAAGCGAAUCGAAUUAGAGGAAAGGAAGUUAAUGGAAAGAAUCAAAGAAUUUGAUGAAAAUAAAUUAAAAGAAAAACGGUCUGUUGAUAAUCAGUUCGCUCGUGCAGAUCGUAGAAUCAGAUGGAAACGCAUUGCAAAUUUUCUUAAAUGAGCAUUCUGAGGAUCAUGAUUUCAUGAGGAAUGGAGUGUUAUGGCUCUGGGACUCUCAUCAGACCCUGCAAAGCUUGUUUUAGAUGCAAUGCAAGGGUUUUAUCCUCCCC
Molecule: messenger RNA, 853 nt
Organism: Ricinus communis (castor bean)
Lineage: Eukaryota; Viridiplantae; Streptophyta; Magnoliopsida; Malpighiales; Euphorbiaceae
Product: FRIGIDA-like protein 5
Exons: 2
Coding region: 136-744 (202 amino acids)
Source: RefSeq, a predicted model, not a curated record